GACAAGAUAAAAAACUAAAUCACUAGGAAUAAAAGCGAAAGGUUAUGAACAGGUUUUCUUUGCAGUAAGAGCCAUCGAAAUACAAAGAUCAUGAACUAUCUCGCAGUAGUGUUCCUAAGUGUUUGCUCAGUUUUUUCCGUUUACGGAGCAAGGGGCAGCUAUGGAAAUCAGAAGAACUACAUGCCAAUGGUUAAAGUGGAGUUAGAUGUUUUCUCGGGCAAUCAAAAUCCAUGGAUAAAUAUGCCAAUGCCAUUCAUGAUGAGCAUGAUGCAGAAAUUUCCUCCCAAACCUAUGAACAACGGCAACAAUAUGCGAGAUCUGGGAUACCGUGGAUUCAUCAUGAGUGACGGAUCGCAGUCCAUGCGAAUCCCUAGAGGAUCCAGCAUGAUGCUGGAGGGCAUGAUGAUGAACUUUUUCAAUGUCCCAAUGCAAGUCCGGCAACACUGCAACAGACAGAUCUUUGGAAAUCAAAUGAACAAUGCAAUGUACACAGAAAUGACAAGGUCAUGCCAGAAUCCCCAGUCAUCUUUCGUGUACCAACCAGAGAUGUGGAAUUCUAACCCGGCUGUACAAAGUAACAACAAUUGUUACAACUAUGUCAACGACAUCAUAACAAAUACCUUUGCACAACCAGGACGAGCAAAUGGCUAUACUCCCCCUAGUACUACUGGCCCCAAUAUGCAAUAUGGCACCGAGCUGGACGGUAUGGUACGCAUUGAACCCACUUCUCCAAAUUGUUUACCGAUUCCAAACGGAGGAAAUUUGGCAGCUCUCGUUAUCUGGCCCGAUACUGAUUACCAUUUCUAUCGUUUGGACAACGAUGGCACUUUCUCUCACAAACCUGGUCAGACGGCUGCACGGAAUGUGGAUAACUCCGGUGAAAUGAUCCGAGACCCAAGAAUAGCUGACCGUGGACCUUAUACUGUAUUCCACUGCUUUUUGGAGACCAAUUCCAACAAUGUCAAUAUUAUGUAGAGCAUUAAGAAAGUACAGUUGAAAUUGUCAUUAAAAUGAUUCAAUUCA
Magallana angulata is the source of this 1023-nucleotide messenger RNA. RefSeq lists its product as uncharacterized. The record is from RefSeq and is a predicted model, not a curated record. The transcript is spliced from 5 exons. Lineage: Eukaryota; Metazoa; Mollusca; Bivalvia; Ostreida; Ostreidae. Bases 91 to 975 code for a protein of 294 amino acids.